This is a messenger RNA of Sphaerulina musiva SO2202, 1948 nucleotides long. Its product is annotated as hexose transport-related protein. Lineage: Eukaryota; Fungi; Ascomycota; Dothideomycetes; Mycosphaerellales; Mycosphaerellaceae. Gene Ontology annotation, cellular component: membrane. The record is from RefSeq and is a predicted model, not a curated record. Gene Ontology annotation, molecular function: carbohydrate:proton symporter activity. The transcript is spliced from 5 exons. The coding region runs from base 237 to 1616 and encodes 459 amino acids. Gene Ontology annotation, biological process: transmembrane transport; carbohydrate transport.
GCUCGGGAACCCUUCACGAGAGUGGGAGUGCCCACCACAACAGCAAAGAGCCGUCGGCAUCAAUCGCCCAAAUCCUCGAAGUCCAAGGCAACACCGCCUUCUUCCAAGCCACCACCGCAGCGCCUCUCAAUCCAUUAUCCAAGACUUCCCUCCAACUCUACCUCAUCCUCCUGACCGCAUGUCUCAAUGCCACCGCUUCGGGCUUCGAUGGCUCCAUCUUCAGCACCAUCAACGCCAUGGACCAAUAUAAAAAAUACUUCCACAAAGAAGAAACCGGAGCUUCCACCGGAAUCAUUUUCGCCAUCUACACCAUCGGCAGCAUGGUCGGAGCCAUUUUCACCGGCGCCAUCGUCGACAUUGGCGGACGGCGAGCGGGCAUGGGCGUGGGAGCGGUGAUUCUCAUGAUUGGAGCAAUUGUGGUGACGGCAGCGCAGACGCAAGCAUAUCUCCUCGGGGGGCGAUUUGUGCUGGGAUUUGGAAUUGCCUUGGGAACAUCGGCUGCUCCGACGUAUGCGAUUGAGUUGGCUCCGCCGCAGUGGAGGGCGAGAGUGACGGGGUAUUAUAAUACGUUUUUUUAUUCUGGAUCGAUUCUCGCGACGGGCGUGACGUAUGCGACUGCGAAGAAUAAGACUUCGGAGUUGGCGUGGAGGUUGCCGUUGGGGUUGCAAUGUAUUCCACCCCUUUUCAUACUCUUGGGAUGUUUCCUAAUCCCCGAAUCUCCUCGCUGGCUCUGCUCUCAUGGUCGAAUCGACGAAGCCACCCAAAUCCUCGCCAAAUACCACGGAGCCGGCGACGUGAACCAUCCCGUCGUACAACUCGAACUUCAAGAAUUUCAAGAAUCCAUCUCGGUGCAAAAAGGGCGAGCCUGGUGGGACUGGCGCCAACUCGUUCACACGCAUUCUGCUCGUUGGAGACUUCUCAUGGUACUCCUGAUGAGUUAUGGCAGUCAAUUGUCCGGCAAUUCGGUUCUCACAUACUAUUUACCGAGCAUGUACACCCAACUCGGAAUCGUUUCUACUGAUCGGAGACUGUUGCUCACUUUCGUCAAUAGCAUUGUGAGCUGUGCGGGAGCUCUCGCGGGUUCUGCGACUAAUGAUUGGAUUGGUAGACGAACGAAAUUAUGGGUGGGAUCGAUUCUGCUCGCGGGAAUCUUUUCUGCUGUUACGGGGUUUUCGUCUCAGUUUACGAGUAAAGCUGCUGCUGCUGGUGCUGGAGUGGCUCUCUCGAAUGCUGGAGUGGCUAUGAUCUUCCUCUUCGGCUGCGUCUACAGUUUCAUCUACACACCCUUAACAGCGACCUACUGCGCCGAGAGUCUCGACAAUCACACUCGAGCAACAGGCAUGGGAAUUCACAUCAUAAUGAACAACACGGCAAAUUUCUACAACACCUACGUCACGGCCAUCGCACUCAAAUCCAUCGCGUGGAAAUAUUAUUUGGUUUUUGUCGCGUUGAAUCUUACUUAUGGUAUCAUAUGGUAUUUCAUCGGCGUAGAAACCAAAGGUCGUACAUUGGAAGAAUUAAAAGAAGUUUUUGAAGCUCCUUGGCCUCCUAAAGCGGCUUUGAAAAAGGAGAAGAUGGUGAGGAAGGGGGAUGGGAGGUUGGAUCGGGUUGUUUGAUUUGUGGAAAAGAAAGAGAGAAAAGAAAGGUGGGUGGAUGAUUUAUGAAGCGUGUUUUGAUUCAAGAGGGAGGGGAGUGGAAACGAUGUGAAUUGGUUUUUUUUUGGUAAAGAUUGCUGGAGAUGGAACAAAGAUGGAAGUUGGAGAUGAAGGUUGGAGAUCGAAUAUACCUAUAGCUAGCUGGAUUUUUUCACUUUUCUGCGUAUGGGUGUGGGUGUGGAGUUGUACGCACCAGAUCAGUGAACUGAGAGUAGGUUGGAUUCCUUUUCUUUGGGAAUUGCUUGAUCAUGAUGAUCAUCAUUCUCGACCCCGAUGUAUUUUUGAAAGGGGGG